Molecule: messenger RNA, 1801 nt
Organism: Clupea harengus (Atlantic herring)
Lineage: Eukaryota; Metazoa; Chordata; Actinopteri; Clupeiformes; Clupeidae
Gene: cstpp1
Product: centriolar satellite-associated tubulin polyglutamylase complex regulator 1
Source: RefSeq, a predicted model, not a curated record
UUAUUUUCAAAUCAAGUAAUCAGUGCACACACAACAGCAGAUGUAAGACAAGUGAAUCUUCAUGAAAUGGAAGCCUAUGCAAAAGUUUUUUUUUUUUUUUUACUACACAUUUAACCAACUUAAUCAUAGAGGGGUUUUAAAUCACUUCAACUCCCAAAGAGAAAAUGUUGAACAUAUUGCUCAUAUUUAAUCUCAACAUUACUGACUGUUGAUUAUGGUGACACCACACCUUCAAAAUGCAGAAAAGCACACUGCGUUGUAUGUCUGGGAACACAUUGCUAUAACACUUGUUUCAGGGGGUGCGCUUUAUGUAUGUGCACCGCCAUUUUUGUUGUGGUUGCUCAGAUGUCAUAGAAACCUCAAAUCAGAAGAAAUAUUUGAUUAGCUACGUUUAUCAGUUGAACAUACAACCUAAAUUAAAUGACAGGGUUUCACCAGACCCGGAUAGUUUUGUUUUGACAUACAGCGCGAAAUGAAUUCUGAUCGGUUUGCACUCUCAUUUGAUGACUAUCUGGCUGAGAAGAAUGUUCUCCUCUAUCUGAAUGAUGCAGUUACACAACUUCUUGAACAUAAGGAGGAAUACACUCAGUUUGGAGUUGUUCGUUACUUUGCUGAGUACUUCAACAGCGUGAAGAAUGGCAACCAUGUCCUUUUCAGAGAGUUCAACUAUAUAAAAGCCUCACCACACAACCGUGCGUCUUUCAUCAGGAUAUUCUGGAGAUGUUUCAGGCAAAUCGGAAAAAAUGGAGAUCUCCUGGCAGCAAUGGAGUACAGCUCACUCCUGCAACUUUUAUGUCCAGACUUUCCAACAGAGAUGGUACAAAAUGCAGCCAGGAUUGUGCUGAUUGAUGAUGCAUUGGACAGCAUGAUGUCUUUCUCAGACUUCUUGUAUUCUUUCCAAAUCCAGUUCUACUUUGAGGAGUUCCUGGAGAGUGUGUCGGUGAUUUAUCAGGACCUUCUGUCGGGCAAGAGUCCCAACACUGUGAUUGUCCCCACCUCGUCCUCAGUUGAGCAGCUGAACAGCGUGGCUGAAGAUGAGACCAAAGCACAGGAGGCUGUGGAGUCAGCCAUCUUUGCAGAAUGCAUCGAGGCCCUGUGUGAGAGGCUCAAGCAUAAUCACCCCUCCCCCUCUACAGUCAGAGAGAUACUGGCAAAUUCUCAGCGGGUCUCCUUCUAUGGCUUCCUAAUGGCCAUGACAAAAAGUGAAGAGAUCAAUCAGGAUAUCGGAGCUUUACCAAAUAAGUCAGAACUGCUCAUCGACCCAGAGAUGGACCUGGAGCUGGAGAGACUCAUAGCACAGAUCUCGGUCAGCCCCACCUCCAACAGCAGCGGGAGUACCACGGGUCUCAAAGAGCUGCCCAAGAAGGCCUCGCCACGCAAGUCCCUCCACCACCGCAAGAGGAUCGAGAUGGAGAGCGACGGUUCCACAGAGGAGACCGACUCCUCCGAGAACUAGCGCCUCACACUUGCAUGUCCCCGUGACACAGGCACGUGGCCACACCACACCUACAGCAUCAACAGAACUCAGCAUUCAUGUCAGUAGAGGCAACAUGAUAUUCUCCAAUGGCACGAGACCGCUUAGCUUUUGGAGAACUAACCAGUAUACCUAACUAGAAUUUGAGCUAAUUGCCCAACUCCUUCCAUUCCUGAUAUUAAUGUGUACAUUGCAUAUUAUACAGUGCAAAGUUCCUAUUUGUAUUUUUUGAGUGUUAACUAUUUAUUCUGUUGUGUUAGCUAUUUAUUAUCUGAUUAUGUUACAUCACCACUGGAAUGUCAUUGCAUUAAAGAGAUUUGCACCUAC